GGGCACUGUAUCCUUUACCCAUGACCUAUCAGUCGAGCUCGAGCAAGAGAUGGAGAUGGAGAUGGAAGCGGAGGCGACAUGCACGGAGCCCACCCCCUCCUGCUGCCAUCCACAACUUUCGCAGGAAUCCAUCGCCCCUAGCUCGCUCGCUCGCCUCGGUCGAUCCCCAAGACAAGAUUUGUUCCGAUCCUCUCUCUUUAUAUCCUUCCGACGACCUGCUGCCUCCGUCCGCCUCCUCCAUUCCAUCGCCGCAGCCGCAGUCAAGUGUCGCUGCCAGUGAGUGAGCUCGCUCUCCUGUUCAUUGCAAGGUUGGUAUUGUCUUGGCGCUAGCUGUUGGGCGAAAGGGAUGGAGCAGGCAGAGGGGGCUGCGACCGCGAGGAGGGCGGAGCUCCAGCUGCUGCAGCAGCUAGAGAAGGAGGAGAGCAAGGGGAAGAGGAAGCGCGGCCGGGUGGAGCUGCGGCGGAUCGAGGACCGGACCAGCCGGCAGGUGCGCUUCUCCAAGCGGCGGAGCGGGCUGUUCAACAAGGCCUACGAGCUCUCCGUGCUCUGCGACGCCCGGGUCGGGCUCAUCGUCUUCUCCCCCGCCGGCCGCCUCUACCAGUUCGCCUCCUCUGGCUCCAGCAUUGAAGAAAUUUUUGGUCGAUACUGGGACCUCGCCAACACAAUAAAUGGUCUCAAUAUUGAAGCACGAGAUUCAACGGUUGACUGCAACACACAGGUUGUUCAGAAGGAGCAGCAGUCAUCUGUCAGCUCUUUACCUGAUCAGCUGAAUAUCAUUGCUCAAUGGGGCAUGGAAGCAAAUGCGGAGGAGAUGAGCAUGACUGAGAUAAGAAACUUGGAGGAAACAGUAACCUACGCUCUGGCCGCUAUUAGGAAUAAGCUGAGGAUGAAGGUGGUUGGGUUGCCCCAAACCUAAGAUUAGGUCUGGAACUAGUUUUUGCUGCAGGAAAAAGGAGGAGAAGCCCUCUGAAGACGAAAUGAGGGACCAUCCCGGUUCAAAAAAAAAAAAAAGAGGGACCAUCAUGUAGUGGACUCCUACCCGGAGGAAGAGUGUGCGCAACUGGAAAUGGGAGCCGCAUACAGUAUGUUUCCAAGCUUCAAGCCUGCAGGCAUGGCGAGAAGGUUAAGCUGGGGCCCUAAAGUCGUAAUCAGCAACUGUGAACUUAGGAAACUAGUUUCCCUUGAACAGCAUGGUCCUGUAUCUGUCAAACACUUUCAGCUGGUGUGCGUGUUCAUACUUUCACUGCAAGCUGCACACGCCCAUGUACAGCUAGCAAGUGUCUAACUUUCUAACCGUGGGUGCGCUUGCACAAAACGUGGAAAAGAUUAUGGUUUACGUCAUUGUAUAUACGUGGUGUAACAACCCACUCUACGAAAAAUUAGUAUUUGAUUGUUGAUUGAAAGGAUCAGACAAUAUUUCCAUU
Panicum virgatum (switchgrass) is the source of this 1424-nucleotide messenger RNA. RefSeq names its product MADS-box transcription factor 51-like. Gene Ontology annotation, biological process: positive regulation of transcription by RNA polymerase II. Bases 347 to 916 code for a protein of 189 amino acids. Gene Ontology annotation, molecular function: protein dimerization activity; RNA polymerase II cis-regulatory region sequence-specific DNA binding; DNA-binding transcription factor activity, RNA polymerase II-specific. The transcript has 6 exons. The record is from RefSeq and is a predicted model, not a curated record. NCBI's taxonomy places the organism in Eukaryota, Viridiplantae, Streptophyta, Magnoliopsida, Poales, Poaceae.